Molecule: messenger RNA, 2918 nt
Organism: Aedes albopictus (Asian tiger mosquito)
Lineage: Eukaryota; Metazoa; Arthropoda; Insecta; Diptera; Culicidae
Gene: DUBAI
Product: ubiquitin carboxyl-terminal hydrolase 38
Exons: 9
Coding region: 167-2824 (885 amino acids)
Biological process (GO): protein deubiquitination
Cellular component (GO): cytosol; nucleus
Molecular function (GO): cysteine-type deubiquitinase activity
Source: RefSeq, a predicted model, not a curated record
UACGCUUGAUAUGGCUGUCAUACGAAUGACAGUCAGCACAGCAUCAGAGUUUCGUCAGCAACAGCGACAAACAAGGAAGAAGUGCACAAAAAUUUCGGAAUUUGUGCAAUUUUAUUUUGUUUUGUCGUGAAAAUAGUGCCAAAUCUUCAGAAAAUGCCGUAAAAGCAUGUUCCGAUCGAUCGCAGAGCUAAUUGAUACCAGUAUCGAAGAGGGUUUUUUGUCCAUUAACGCUGGGACAGCCUCAAAUCGACAAAAAUUGCAGCUAGGAUUCAGGUUGAUUCUGUGUUUUGAUGUAUGUAAGAGUGAAGUUGAGCAAUCUACACAGAAUACAUUGGAAAAAAUUGGAUGGGCCUUACUGGAAACGAUCGAACCAAACACGGUCAAGGAAUUGAUCAGUCCAAAUAUUGUACUGGAUCUUAUAACAAAAAAUUACGGACCGGAAGUCAAAAACAACCAGACUGCACCGAAGUUACGUGUUUGGAUUCUAGAGAAAUAUUUUAAAGCAAAUCCAAAUAUGGCAGUCAAGUGUGUUGCAGAGGUACCCCACAAUCAACCUAAAUAUGAUAUAAAUCAAAUGAUCGAACGCAUCGAAAUGCUGCUAGCGAACCCGGAAGCUAUUCGAGAUGAUAUUGAUGGGGUUAAAAUGUUUUGCGAACAGAUUGUUCUGUACCUUGCGCAUGUUCCGUUAAGAAAAGACAUCAUAACCAUGGAGCUGGAAAAGCUGCAACAUUUCCUGCGGAAAGUAUCCUACCAUGUACCUAAACAGCAUGCCGAUGAAAUCGUCGAGGUGUGUUUGAAAACUCUCUACAAGCAUAUGGUUUCUGAUGAAGAAACCUCCAUGUAUGCUUCCGUUGUAUUGGACCUACUGGAUAAGAAAGAAUUAAUUAAACAGGGCGUUCAGUGGAUUCUCCAGCAGAACAAUGAUACGAAGGCUAUCAAGAAUGUAUUCAAAACGUUAAUGCACUGGUUAACGGCUCAAAAUCAGGCAAACGACCUUGUUACGUGGAUUUCUGAAAUAAUCACCGGGCUUCAUGAACUUCAAAAACACGAUGUGCUAUUGGACCUGUCUUGUAGUUCUGUGAAAUCGUGUUUUAACUAUUUUCAAAAACAUGGUUAUCAUGCGAGUAUGUGUUCCAUAUUGUUCCAUAUAAUGGUGACUGUUGAACACUCGCCUGAUGUUUUCAACAUGAUUCUUCCCAAGGCUCCUACAAUAUUGGCUGAAUUGGGAAAGCUGAAGGAACAAAACGAGCCGGGAGAUGACUGUCAGCAGCGAUUUAUUGUCAUCCUUACAGGUUUGAUGAUACGUUUUCCGAAUCCUGAUUAUCAAUACAGGGAGCUGAAGGACUGUUUGAAGAAAUACCCUCGGCCAACCAACUUCCGACAUGCGUUCAACGGUAGCGAAAUACCUAACUCCGUAAUAGCCUCGGCCAAUGCAAGGGUUGGACUUGUGAAUCUGGGGAAUACAUGCUACAUGAAUAGUGUGCUACAAGCAUUAGUGAUGACGAAACAGUUCAGUCGUGAAAUACUGCUGGCUAAAAUCGACGCUCCGUUGUUUGAUCAAAUUCAAAAGUUAUUAGCCCUGUUAAUACACUCUCACCGUCAGGAACUCAAUCCCCGAGCAUUACUGGCCGCAGCUCGUCCUCCGGAUUUCGUUCCCGGCUACCAACAGGAUUCGUCCGAAUUUUUGGGUUAUCUGCUGGAAAAACUGCACGAACAGGAGAAACAAUUGAUUCGCGAGAAAUGCGUCGAGAAACAAAGGCAGAACAAAAACCAGUGGACUGUAUCGACUGAGCCACAAUCUCAGUUGGUUAAAUUGCCUUCAGAAUGCUCGAAUACGACGACAAGAGAACAAGGCAGUACGGACAGUGAAACCCCGGCUAAUGCACAGGAUGCGACUUUGAACGAAAUUCAGCUUCCUCCAACGCUCAUACAGAGAACGUUCGAUGGCAAACUGUUCGUUACAUACCAAUGUGGAGUUUGCGACUCAAAAAGUACCAAUCUCGAUGCAAUUCGAUCAUUUGAACUAUCCUUCCCGGAAUCUAAUGGCAUCAAGACGGAAUACUCCGUGCAAAAGUUGCUCGAUUUCUAUUGUUCCUCAGAAAAGUUGAUAGGCGAUAAUCAAUAUUACUGUGAUAAGUGCAAGCAACUUUGCGAUGGAGAGCGUUCCAUAAAGAUUACAAAAUCGCCGAGAAAUUUAAUCCUUACGCUCAAGCAUUUUCGAUAUGACUUGCACAGGCACACGAGGGCAAAACUAAUGAACCAGGUGCUACACGAUGAGACCAUAUCGCUAUGGGUCACUCCAGAAGAAGGUCACCCUUUUACUGUACAGUACUCGUUGUACGCAGCAGUGGUUCAUGCCGGAACUAGUAUGGACUCCGGACACUAUUACACUUACGCACAGGACGAGCCGGAUCGCUGGUACAAGUUCAAUGAUAACUAUGUAACCGGAUGCACCGUGGAUGAGUUGCACGCCCUAUCUAGUCCCAAUACACCGUAUAUUCUGUUCUAUCAGAUGUCCGCACCAUCUACUGAUUGCACGAUGAGCUUAUGCAUAGACGAAGAAAUGGAGCACAGCGCGUCAGCCAACCUGGCUUUGGUUUCUACUGACUCCGUUCCUGAAUGUCAGCUUCCCCGGCUGGAUGAACUUUCUCCCCGUUUGCGAGACUUAGUUCAUGACCACAACCAAUCGUACAAGGAGGAAACACGUACUACUACACAGAAACGCUUCGAAGUACUCCCCAGGAACCGCGACACAGACGAUGACCCACCGCCGAAUUCUUGCGGUAGUAAUGCUAUAAACUUCAAUAGUCGAUUCAUCUUUUAACGUACUGUACGAAAUGAGUGCUUAGAGGGUUCAAGUGUAAGCACUGAUGUAAUGCGAGAUGUAAAAUUAAAAUGAAUUAACGUUCAAGGAUCAA